Schistosoma haematobium is the source of this 7273-nucleotide messenger RNA. RefSeq names its product Casein kinase I isoform alpha-like (gene CSNK1A1L). Gene Ontology annotation, biological process: peptidyl-serine phosphorylation; signal transduction. Gene Ontology annotation, cellular component: nucleus; cytoplasm. Gene Ontology annotation, molecular function: protein serine/threonine kinase activity; ATP binding. The transcript is spliced from 6 exons. NCBI's taxonomy places the organism in Eukaryota, Metazoa, Platyhelminthes, Trematoda, Strigeidida, Schistosomatidae. The record is from RefSeq and is a predicted model, not a curated record. Bases 279 to 968 code for a protein of 229 amino acids.
UUACUGCUGAAAAAUAUAUACUGGAUUAAAUAUUCUAUUUACGCAACUAUUGAUUACUGGUAAAUCGAAGGUCUCGGCGGGGAUUUAUUGGGUUAAAAACUAGCUAUCAUCGUUUAUUUCCAUUACGAAAUAUUUAUUCACAUACACUCCUUCAUAUAUUUACACAGCAUAAAACAUACUGGCUAGACUCUAGUCGCUACAUACACAUUUAAUAAGCUCCUGAAUUCAUAAUUGUACACCACUUGUUGAUUACUUCCCGCGUGAAGUGUGUAAAAGGGAUGGAUGACUCUCAACGUUUAUCGUCAUCUAAGUAUAUAGUAGCGGAAAAGUGGAGACUUGUACGGAAAAUCGGAAGUGGAUCAUUUGGUUCUAUAUUUUUGGGUGUUAACAUCGUUACGGGAGAGGAAGUAGCAAUAAAAAUGGAGCGUGUACGCACACGACAUUGUCAACUGUAUUUCGAAAGUAAAGUGUAUCGAGUACUGCGAGAAACUCCAGGAAUACCUCGUAUUCAAUUUUAUGGACUUGACGGCGUUAGAAAUCUAUAUCAUGCUAUGGUAAUAGAACUUUUAGGACCUAGCUUGGAAGAUCUUUUUACGUUUUGUGGGCGCAGAUUCACAAUGAAAACUGUUUUGAUGUUAGCUGAUCAAAUGUUAUGGAGACUUGAUUUUAUACAUGCAAAGGGUUUCAUUCAUCGUGAUAUAAAACCAGAUAAUUUUUUAAUGGGUAUUGGUCGUCAGUGCAACAGAGUUUUUAUAAUUGAUUUUGGUCUUGCCAAAAAGUUUCGAGAUCAUAGAACACGUCGUCAUAUUUCAUACAGAGACGAUAAAUCUCUUAUCGGUACAGCGCGGUAUGCUAGUCUUAAUUCCCAUGCUGGUAUUGAACAAUCUCGAAGAGAUGAUAUGGAGUCUCUUGGUUACGUUUUAAUGUAUUUCCUCCGUGGUAGUCUACCAUGGCAAGGACUACAAUAACAGGCCAGGCUUUGUCUCCUGAAUCCCAAUGGCUCAGUGAGAUAUAGGGUCUUGGGGGUAGCAAUCAUAUUUAUUGUCGGUUCGAGUAAUAUCAAUGCAAAUCCGGCUUUCCGAUUAUUGUACAAAAUUGACUCGGUCAUUUCAACUGGUGACGUUAUUGGUGUUAUUAAUCUACAAUAUCUAUAUUUUUGGAUGAUCUCGAAUCUAUUUUACAACUGAAGCAGGCUCAAAAUAAAGCCAACCAACUGAAGCUUCUCGAAUCAUUGAUGCAGAAAUUGUCGAUCCAUUCCACAUCAGCAUCUUCAUCUUACAAAUGUGAAAAUACUGUUAAUUCUACCAUUGUAUGUGUAUCUAAAAUAUAGAGGAAGUUAUUAAAUGAUGACUGUCAAUGGUAUUGCUUACAAUGUUGUUCUCAGUGUCAAACUGUUAUUCUCUUAUUUUUUAUUUAGUUUUUACACUACUUGAGUUAUCGAAUUACGAACCAUAAAGAUAAAUAUUGCAUGCAUUAGUUGUUUGUGCGAUACUUUUUAUCACUGAAUUGUGAUUCUUAAAGGUGAAAAACUCUCAAACUUCACAGGUUUUUAUGUAUCGAUAUCUUCGGAGUAUUAUUCACGUCUAGUACGAUUACGAAACUUAGGAUAUUAUGUGUGAGUAUGGAACUCUAAGCAAAGAUUUAUGAACUUUUUCUAUGUUGGCUAGUCUAUUUGUUGCAUAGAGCAAGAUACUAAUUGCUUUAGUGCUUAAUGCUAGCUAAUGUAGUAUUAAGUUUGAAAAUCACCAAGGCUGAACGCACCAGGUUAUGGCACCAUUCCAUACAAAUUUGGUUGUUUUGACAUUGCUGUCUUCAAUGUUAUCCACGAGAUAACAGAAAUCAAUGACUAACAAUCAGUGUGUAAUAAUGAGUCUUUUCUGUCCUCUUUACUUCCUUUAAACACCUUUUUACUUUCCUUCUCUUCACUUUCUCUGUUUUCUUAUUUUAUUGUUCUUUCAUUGCUGUUGACUUCCUCUUUUUGUGUUGUUACAAUGUUUGAGUUCAAACAUAUACAGAUCAGUCUACUUAUUAACUUGGUAUUUGAAUCUUUUAGCAGUACAGUCAGAAUAUUUCCAUUGAGUUAUUAUUAUCUCAGUUGCCUUCAAUAUCAUAUUACAGUCCUAAGUGUUCAUCAGUAUCAAUAAAUCCAUCUAAAUACUUAGAUGUACCUAGUAUUAAAUAAAUGAUAUUUGAUAGGUUAAACGAUGGAUAUAAUCUUGCAGUAUUCUUGUGUUGAUUUAUAGCAACUGAAAUUAUUUUACUUCCCAAACUUCAUAAUUUAUUAAAUUACUUGAAUGUAGUAUUUGUAAAAUUGAAUAGUGAAUAACAAGGUCUUCAUCUAUUGAUUAGUGUAUGCUUUGAGCUUCAAUACACUGUAGCGUUAUUUAUCUGGGAUGCCUUAUUACCUCCUCAAAAACACAAGUAGAACUUAUAUCUUGAUAAACAAUCGUAUAUUAGAUUAGCUAGAUAUGUAAUUAUACGAUUUAAUUGUCAUUAUUAUGAGUUCUUAGAAGCAUUAGGGCGAUUGUCACUUCUCGGUUUCCGAUACGUGGAAGAAUAGUUCUUCUCCAGUUACUUGAAAAAUAAACUGGAUUAGUGGUGGUCUUGGGAAUCUAGAAGUGUGACCACAGAUCUAAAGAAACAAGUGGUUAAAACCCGUCACACACGACCUUUUUAGAGUAGUUUUAAAUGAAGUAGCUCCAGACCUAUUGUUGUAGAUGGUAAUCCUUGGGACCUUUCCUAGCCUUCUCCUUUCGUUAUGGGAAAACAGCAUCUCUGUAGGCGUUGGUUGUCUGAAGGAGGCACCUUAGUAGCACUACACCUAUAUUCCAUUGGCAACAUAAUUCCCAUUUCAGACCAUGAGUUUUGGUGCUCUUAGUUUCCAACCAACCUGAUUGGCGUGGCAGGACCCAAAUAAACGAGUGUCCCAUCCGAUAUUAUCUCAAUUAGGUUACCACGAUAAACGAGCCGACCAUCACGUCACGGUAGGGGCUAUGGUCGGCUUCUGGUAUACUUUACUCUUGAUAAUUGUGUUGUUGAAUCAAAGUCAAUGUAUUUUGUCUGCAUAAUCAAGUAUUGGUGUGACUCAAGGUAUAUAUUACACAAAUAUGUGGAUUAUUAUUAAUAUAUAUCCCAUUAUUUCAGUUGCUCAAAUUAUUUAACUGUAUCCAGUUAAAGGUCUUUUGUUUAAACGUAUAUAGUGAUCAACCAGUAUUACUUCAAUAAGUCGGAUAGGAUAUUGAAGAAAACUGAUUUGUUUAGUGAUUACUCGAAAAAUCAGUAACUUAUGCAGAUUUCACUAACAUCAGACUAUGAACCACAAUUUUAAUUUCAAUUGCUACAUGUGUAGGGUACUCAAUUUUUUGGAUCUUGAUAGAUGAAAUGGGCUAGUAAAUUAACGUCGGACUCCUAAAAACUAAUGAUAAAGACGGUUACACAUCUCUUUAUGUCUUCAUACCGUGUUCGUGUAUUUUUCGCACUGAUUUUCCGCUAUAUCCAACAUAUUUAUUGAUAGUAAACUGUAUUUCAGUUUUACCUUUCUUCGUUUAUUCUUUUCAUCCCCCUUUUUAUAUUGCGAAGUUGCACAACGGUAAUUUUCUCUUUUCUUAAAAGGCUGGCAACAAACCACAGAAAUAUGAACGAAUACAUGAAAAGAAAGCUAGCACACCAAUUGACGUAUUGUGCCGUGGUUAUCCUUCGGAAUUUCUUGUUUACCUGAGUCAUUGUCGUGCUUUGCAAUUCGAAGAAACACCGAAUUAUGGUUUUUUGCGGAAUAAUUUUCGUAAUCUCUUUCGAUCUUUAUCAUUUGUCUGGGAUUAUGUGUUUGAUUGGACAUUGUUACGUCAGAAAGCGUCUGCAAUUGAACACCACCAACAACAGCAUCAACAACAACAAUCAUAUCCGCUUUCACAGUUUACUUCUGGUAAUGAAGGUUGCGAUCAUCGUGCUCCUACUACAGAAGCACUCGGCACAAGAGGAACUGGGACAUCCGGUGGAAUUAUUCCCCCUGGUCAGAAAACCAGCACAAAUGUUGCUGCUGACACAUCGGUAAAGGAGUAGUAUAUACAUACAUAUAUACAUAUGUAUAUAAGAUCUCGUUACAUACAUAAUAUUUUACGUUUGAGCUCACCCGAGUUGACAGUGCUUACAAUUUUGUUUUAUCUUUUUAUUUUCAAAAGAUGAGGAAGAAGAGUUAUGCCUUCCAUUUUAUUUACUUUCAUUCUAUAAACUAAUAUUAUUAUCUGUUUGUCGUUUAUGUACGUUUUGGUGGGAUCUCGUUUAUAGUAUUCUCUAAUACAGCAGCAGCUUCAUCAUUAUUAUAAUUUUCUAUUGUAUUCACUUAUGUGUUUUGCGUACACAUUGAUUAACAACCAAUCAACUGUCAUUUUUGUAUAUUUUAAAAAUUAUAAUUUCUAAAUAUUAUAUUCAAAUUGAUAAUAAUAAUUAUAAAUGUAAUAGCCGUCAAUUCUAGAUGGAUUUAUCACUUUUCCCAUCAACUACAUAAAUGCUGGAUCCACUUGUUUCCUUUUAAAUGUCUGUCUAACAUUCCAUAUCUUUUCUCUGCAUGUUAUAAUUAAAUAGGAUACCGACCCUAAGUAUACACGUGUGCAUGUCUGUAUUUGUCUGUUUGUAGGUCUUAGGUGUGCGCUUACUAGAUUAUUCACAGUCAUGCGUAUACCAUAUUAGCUUCUACCAGGAGUUAAUUUGUAUUCAUUGAUUUUGCUGUAUUAUUUCCUAGUAAAAACUGUCAUACUGUGACGUGUUGUAUUUUGUGCCUGAUCUAACAAGUCCUCUUUUGUUUGAUUUCUAAUCCUUUCUAAGUGACGUAUUCAAGUGUUAGCUUAAUUUUAGAAUUCUUGAUAUGUUAUAUUUUCCUAACGUGUUCACGCUAGUAAUCUGUUUUUAUUCCCUUUUUGUAUAGUUUGUUGUUGUUCUUAUUGCUGUCCAUCAAGUUUUUGGUUGUUUCGCAUUAGUUUUCUUGGUUUUAUUGAAGGAAUUGGUAGUUUUUUAAUGAUUAUUAUCAUUUCUCACUUUGUAUCAACUAUUUGAAUAGGAAGGAAUUCAUGAUACUGAAGCGCUUCAUUUAUCCUCUUCACACUUAUUGUUUCACUACGGUGUUGCGCAUACAUACUGUCAUAGUGUCUUUGUACAGAAUGACUCAGUAUUUAUUUUUAUUGUAAGCAGAAUUUUAACCUCUAUUUCAAACAGCUUUUAUAUAGACAAGUUUUGUUUUAUUCAGGAUGUAUUCAGCGAUGCUGAAGUAUGAUUGAAUGUACUUGUAUAUCAGUCGGUGUAUAACGUAUGUGUUUAAUACUUAUUCAUGUAUAAGUCAGAAUUGCUCGUUUUCCUUUUACAAAGGCAUUUGUAUUUUCACAUCGAAAAUAUAACUAAUUAACAAUGUACUUAUGUUUAUGUCUUUUCCCUAUAUUUGUUUGAUUAUCAUCCGUCACAUACAGUGGUAUAAUCCAUAUUAUUAUUAUUAUUAUUAUUAUUAUUAUUAUUAUUAUUAUUAUUAUUAUCUUAUUGUGGCUAUUGCUAUUCACUGAUUUAACUUGUUUUCUACCGCUAUCUUUUGCAUCUCUUGAUUGCGAAUCGUCUUUGAAAGCAAAAGGUACUUUUAUAUUCAAUUUUAUCACAUGUCAUAUAUAUAUAUAUAUAUAUAUGACACAAAUAUGUAGACACACAGAAUCACAUCAUCACGCAUUGAAUUUCUUAAUAGAUGCGAAGCUGUACUGGUCAGUUCGUUAAUUUUUAUUGACUAUAUUUAACUUUUGAAAAGGUGUGAAUUUUGUUGUUUAUCUUCUUUCCCACUGUGUUUUAAUGUGUUGUACCUUUGUAUAUUGGGUUUAUUAUUGUUUUGGGUAAAGUGCCUAUCUUUUUUAUAUGUUUCAUUUUGUGUACUGUUUCGUUUUUUAUCUCAUUACAUAUAAAUAAUCAAUCAUCCAGUUUCAUCGUAUAAAUCUGAUCCCUUUUACUACAUUUUUGCUUUCAAUUUGGCGUUUUCUCUGCUUGCGAACAUUUCGAUAUACGUCUAUGUUGCUAUUGUCAUUCUUGUUUUAACUUUAUCACUAGAAUAUUCUCUUCAUCUUCAAUUAAUACGUUUUCGUCAAUUUUUUUUCUAAAUGAAACGAAUUUCAAUAUGAUGAAUAUAUAAAUAAUAUUUUGUUCAUUUUUUUCUGAUAACGGAACAAAAGUUAGGCGAAAAAGUUGGAAACAAACACGAAAAGGUUAGACAAGUGCAAAAAUUGCAUACGUUUAAGAACUAAGACAUUGAAUGGUGAAAUACUAAAUUUAUAACCAUCCAUAUAUUUUUAUCAUUUUUGUCUAUUGUUAAGACAAAAACAGCUGAUGUAAUACAGCUUAUUUUUUAGCUUUAUAGGCUCUGAUUUAUAAAUAAAUAAAUAUUCCUUUUUUACCUAGUUAUUCCUUAUCACUUAGUUGGGUUAAAAAUUAUGCUUAAUUAUUUUGUGCGUGUAAGUGAUUACUAAAAUUGUUUCAAUUGGAGUAGAUUAAUUCCCCUUGUAGAUCAUUUAUUAUCAUCUACUGUUUUAGGUAAAAUGAAGCUAUUUGGUUGUGGAAUGGCGUUCUUACUUAGAACUCAUUUCUCGGAUGGUGAGUUCAAAAGCUUUGUUACUUCUAUGUAACUGCUGAUCAACAUGACGUUGAUGAAGUAAAUAAUAAAAAUCUUAAGUUAUGUAGUCGAGGGAACAUUUUCGUCUUAUAGACUGUGAGCUACAAUUAACAUGAUAUUAAUCCUCUAUCGAAGCACUUGUUAAUUGACAAACUCGUUGAACCGCAACUUGUCAGUUAUUUUCAUUUCACAGUUUGUACUGGAUGUAUUUUAUCGCCCUAGUAUCAAUGUUUUAAUCUAAUUGACCUUUAUUGCGUAAAUUCAAAAUGACUCAUACGACUAAGGGGAUCUGUGAAACAAUAUUUCUUAGUACCGAUGAGUAGUUUUUCUAAAUGAGGAUUUUCAGUGAAGUUUUUUUCCAUUGUAUGUACGAUGGUGUUAUAUACAUCGUAGUUCCAAGAAAUUGUGACAUAACGGUUAAGGAGUUCUACUUAUAGUCAUUAGAUCCCAAGUUGGGGCGACCGUUUAGCAUCGUUAUCUCUCAUACUUAAGGUGUUGCUCAUAUCCAAAUGCCUGGAGAAUGGAUUAACUUAAAUCUUUUUUUCAAGAAAUUUAAAAUAAAAUCUCAUUCUUCUGAAUUAUUUUAUUAUUCACUCACAGUAGUGGAGUGUUAGAUAUCUUGCAGUCGCAAAAUUAAUAGAC